Messenger RNA from Orbicella faveolata, 6441 nucleotides. RefSeq names its product beta-1,3-galactosyltransferase 4-like. The record is from RefSeq and is a predicted model, not a curated record. Gene Ontology annotation, cellular component: Golgi membrane. Gene Ontology annotation, molecular function: hexosyltransferase activity. Gene Ontology annotation, biological process: protein O-linked glycosylation. Lineage: Eukaryota; Metazoa; Cnidaria; Anthozoa; Scleractinia; Merulinidae.
ACCCGUUGCUAACGACAUAGAGGGACAUUGCAUUAGUCCCGAGGGCUUGACGUAUAUGGCAUUGUUUUCCGUCACGUACGAAUAGGUAUCCAGAAAAAUCGAUAAACGUUUCAGAAAACGACUGAAACCCAAACCAGGCUCUACACUGUAACAAAUUUCGUGUUUUUUCUGCAAUUAGCACUAUGUUUUAAAUGGUGUUUAAUUUAAGUGCAAUUUCUAGAAAUGAAGGAUGAUUGAUUAAAAUUCUGAGAAACGUUCUACCACCAUCCGGUAUCGUCAGUAUUUUAAUCUGGAUUGUUUUGAAUCAUCUGCAGCGAAGCGUUGCGGAAACCCGAAGUUUCCUACCACUCUAGCUCUGCUUUCCGAUCCUGUCUAGAGCGCGACCUAGUAGGCAGAUCAGCAAACAAACUUUCCUUCGUUCGUGAGAAGAUGGGGGCGAGGUAACCGGAGGCGAAGUUGUCGAAAAGUCAUAAUCAUAAAUAACCGUGUUAUCUUUCCAUGACAAUCGUACCGUAGAUCUAAUUUAUUCCCUUUACAGUAAUACCGGCGAUCGCGGGUCCGGUCUGAAACAUUCCAGGCGAAAGAAAGAAAAAAGAAAGCUAGGGCCCUAAGGGAAGAAGAAAACAGCUCAGGCCUGAUCUAGAUUGCAGGUUGCAAUGCGAAUAACAAGGGCAAGCUUGCUGUUUAUUUUGCAUGCAACUUGUCAAGUCUUGCAUCAUUCCGUGCAUGUAAUGCCUGUGUAAACACAAUAAUACAUUCAUAUGCAGAUUACAUAAGUAAUAUUGGAAAUGUGGCUGAGCUGACUGAGAAUGCUCGAAGAGCGAAAUAUAUAUCGAACGCCUGCGAUUUUACACUUUUCGUUUUUUGUUUUUUGCUUUUUUAUCGUUUUGAAGUUAUUUUAAGUUUGUCGAGCGUGUCAGUAUAAAAGACUUGAUGUCUUUUCUUCUCGUUUAGCACUGGGUUCACUAGGGAAAUUGCAACAAAAUUCAUUUUCAAUAGCAAUCUUUUACAUAUAGUCGCCUUAAAAAUGAAUAGUUGUGAUUUUUAGAUAUUAAUGCUUAAGCGCCCUCAAACUUUAAGGAGACAGGCGCUGUACAAAUAUUUUAUUAUCAUUAUUUAUUAUUAGAAAACCGAAUCCUGUAUUAAUAUUGUCCAGUUUCAUCUCCAAGAGCGUUUCAGACCGGACGUAUAAGCACAGUCUCAGCUGACAAAUGUUUCGGUUUCUACAUGUAUUGUUUGAAGAUUUGAUUUAAAAAAAAAAAAAUUAAUACCGAGGCGUCUCCGGUCAAGUACAUACAUUAUUAAUUUGAUAUGAACGUCAUUUCGCUUAUGACGACAACCGCUGCCGACUGCUUGACUAUUUAUAGUUGUGGUACGCAAAUCGUGCUCAAUACUUCGCAAUAUUUGAGAAUUGAUAGAGAUUUCUUUAAUACCUCAAAUGACGUACGGUCUUGAGACAGGUGCAGAGCCCCUAAAAUAUCCUACAGUGGUAAUAUUUCGGUUUCCCAGGAGAUUGUAAUUAUCUGUAUUUGUCGAGGUGGAAAUCAAAGAAGUGGCUUUUUAUUCGUGAAAAUAUAUUACACUUUCUGUAUUUUUUUUAUUUUCUAGCAUGACGUUGAGACUUCAAGUAUAGUACCCAAGAUAUGCGGUUUAGAUUUUUUUAUUGAAGUUUCGACGACCUGUGAAUCUGCAAGAUCAGUAUUUUUAUCCGAGUUGUGUGUCUUUACGGCUACGGUUACGAAAAAAUAUCAGAAAAAAUAAUAACGAACCUUGUGUGUAUAUAGUAUGAUCAGUACAAUUCAAGCGGUUAGUCAAGUUCAUUGUAUCUAUAGGCGAACAAAGCUUUGAAUUAGAAAGUGGAUAGUUUGACUGAAAAAUAUGAUGUAACAUAGUGUCUGUCGUAGCCGACAGGCCGAUAUAGUCAAUACGUUUGUUGCUAGGAAAACACUAGAAAACCACAUUAACAAAGCUAGAAAAUUAAAGUAAUGAGACGCACAAGCUGAUCAUGAGGAAACAGAGAUGCCGACACGAAAUUUUACUGUGUGAUUUUGUCAGCAAUAUUGACAACAAGCAAGUAAAUACACAUGAAAAGAAGUAAAAUUCUUCAUAACAUUCCAAAAAAACUACGAAUGAAUUGUUCCGAAACCAAGAAUAAACGUUUUGAUUUUAGAGUUUAAUUAACGGAUUUCAACGAUUUUUGUGUGGCUUAUAUUAUAUUUUGUAUACCACGCACGUUGACAAUGGCCAUUGCCUGCGUCGCAGACGCCACAUAUAUACCGCGGUUUGCUACAUGAAGCUUAUUUACAGGAAAAUUUUCGUCUGCAACGCAGGCUAGUUGCAAACGGCGCUGAUAUUUGUGCACUAACUAAACUAGGGUAAACCACCAGGGACAUUGUUCUUGGUAUUAUGAGAUUGUCCCCUUACUUUCUUUCGCAAUUAAAAUUCUUGUCUGACUUAUUACGAGUAAGAGGCUUUUGCUCUUUCCCUUAGAGACCUUAGAAAACCGAGAUAAGGAAACGACUUUCCAGGACGGAGUCUGCCGGAGUGCAUAUGUUUCAUAACAGUCUACUAGUGCUUGCUAUUUUAACUUGUUACUCAGCUGAAAAAUAUUUCACCCUUUAAACCCAGAUGCCAAUAUACAAUUCUCAAAUUUUUCAAUUUCCUUUAUUUUAAUGUCUUCCAAGCACCGGAGAUGCCAAUCUCUGUUACCUUUAAGAGUCAAAAUAGUCUCUUGAACCGUUACGUUCACUGAAAAGGAAUUUGCCCGUUUAAAAUUGUGAUUUCUAGUCAAAUAAAUCAGACACGGGUACAGUUUCCGGAAAAUUCGGUAAGGAAAUUAUGGAGUACUCUCCAGUCUUUCCGGUUUAAUAGAACGGAGCAGCGAUUCCUCGUGGACCACUGUACGCUUACAUUAUUCACAUACAUUAUCAAUAUUUCUAUAUUUGGAGGUUUAUUUGAGAUAACACACCAGUGAUCGAACGACCAUGAUGUCUUCUUCGUCAAAAAGUGUUCGAGUCGACUUGAUCAAUCAAGUUUGUUUAAUGCAAAAAUUUUAAUGAUACUGACAGCAAACUGACCGAAAGAAGAGGGUUUCGUCCUUACAGCGAGGUCAAUUGUAAUGGAAGAAACUAGCUCUGUCUUCAAUUAGAGAAGUCAAAUAAACCAGUUUGUUGAUGUACCCGGCGCUAGUCGGCCUGCGUUGCAGGCAUAAACAGGAAGGACAGGAAGGGAUAUACCCCCGGGGUAUACCCCGUCUUUCCUUCAGCGUCUUUCAAUUCCGCACUACGUCCCAGUCUCCUCCGUUUUGCGCCUGCUUCGCACGCGAUCCUGAGUCUGGGAACAAACCUGCUCUGUGUCGACACUCGUACCAUUGCCUUUCUUCAGUUGGCCGGUGAGUUUGGCAGACCUCAGGCUUCACCUUCAUACAACGGUCACCAAAAUCUGUUUUUCCUUUAGAUGACAAGUGCACUUCAUUCCAAAUGAGAUUUCAGUGAGUCAAAAUAAUAUCACCAUCCCGGAAUUGAACAGCGACUUGUCCUAUUCUAUGAUAAAAGUUCACAGUUUCUAUCGACUUUAUAGUUGGUCUGCUCUCAAUCUUAAUCGGAAACUUUUUCUGAGUAUCAGAUUUGAACUAGACUGCUCACAGGCCUCUAUUUUCUCGUAUUUUUAUUCAUCUUUGAACGCGCGGGUAGAAACAAAAUACGGUAGAGUUGACGGGGUAGUGGGUGGGGACCUGAUAAGUUUGACUCGCUUUGCUCGCUCCGCCGCCCCCAACCCCACGCGCUUCGCGCUCGCGCUCGCAUCGCUCGCUUUUUCCUUCGCGUGCGUUGAAAAAUCGAGAGGUUGUGAACAGUCCAGAAUAGAGCAUAAUGGCGAGACUUGCUGAGUCUCGAGUGCAUGAUAAUCACUGAGUGAAGAGGAAAAACUGGCUUAACUUGGACAACUAUAGUAAUAUGUUUAUUAAGCACAAUUCGAUUCAACUAAAAUAAGAUCUUCAGUAAUACGCGCCUCAGGUACUUUACAGGAUACGUGAAGAAUAUUUAGAUCAACAAAGAACUAAAGAGUGACCUUAUUUUGAAAUCUUCUAGUUUCUCUUUGCUUUGACAACAUUCCUGUCGAGGAGAGUCAAGUUCCCAGGGCAUCCGAAUUUAAUGCUCUUUGUGCAGCACUCAGUCCCUUUGAUAAUUCUAAUUAAUAUGAGUUUGCUCUCUUUUCGGUAACGUUUCAAUCCUCGUUGAGCCAGCACACAAUACGUAUAUUCCUCAAAAGCAAGCGAAGGAUCGAUUGCCAAUGCUUCGUUCCUUAUGAAAGCCCACAGAAAUCUAUACAAACAGGUGCAGAAGAGAAAGGAACUUGCUACGAGGCUUGCAUUGAUUACAUCACCAGACAUUAUGCACUGGCGAAGCGGCAGACAAUUUCUUAUUGGCGUGGCGUCAUUCAUUUUUGGUUGUAUUUUGACUCUUUUUCUUUGUUCGUCCAAUGAGUCAACGUUGGACUUACCGAGUUCCGCACCGAAUCAAGCGAUAAAAUAUGCAGAAGAAGAUUCGAAACAAAUUCGCGAGGAGCCUAUUAAGGAAAUGAGUACCGUGCAAAUCGACACGAAUUCGCCGACCACAACAUCUUUUCCAAAACCUACCUUGCCUCCAUAUCCGCCUGUAUCAAAUGGGAAACCGAUUGUGCUGACUCCUUUCAACUGCAAUGAAGACGCAUUUCUCAUUAUAAUCGUAGUUUCUUCAAGCAGGAAUUUCGAAGCGCGCAAAUCUAUACGCUCUUCCUGGGGGAAAAGCAUCUCGGAAGUGCGGCGCUUCAAUUCGAACUCCACGCGCGAAUCUUUUCAAGUGUUUUUCGUGGUAGGAGGCGACGAAGUCAACGACGAAAGAGUCGAAAAAGAAGCGGAACAGUACGGAGAUAUUUUGCGCGGAAACUUUAUGGACACUUACGUUCAAAAUGAGCUGCACACAGUCAAGACUCUCUUGGGGCUGAAAUGGGCCACCUCGAUUUGUAACCCAAAGUACAUCUUAAAAGUCAACUCGGAUUCAUUUGUUAACGUCCAUGAGACGAUUAAAUGGCUGUAUUCACUAGGAGGCAACAGCGAGGCUGACUUCAAGCCUAAAGAAGGCUUAUACACAGGUUACUGUCAUCGCGGGGUAAGGCCGGUCAGAAACCCGCUAAGUGCUUAUUUCAUCUCGGAGGAGCAAUGGUCAGACAAUACUCUACCACAAUACGUGUCAGGUGUAGGGAUUGUGCUUUCGCCUGAUGUUGCCGAAAAGAUGGUGAAACAUGCUCUGAAGAUGAAACUAAUUCACAUCGAUGAUGUUUUUCUUGGAGCUAUGGCAAAAGAUCUUGGUACGGGAUUGAUUGACGAAAGUUCUCGUUUCGACAUCGCUUACACCACGAUGCUCACCGAGUGCGAAGAUCUUCAUUUUUGUGUCCUUGGUGGCGUUCCCGCAAAGGACAUGUUUUAUCUAAGUCAGAAUGUGGGACAUCUGAGAGAACUUUGCCCUGAUGAAGAACCUAAAAAAGACUUACCUUUAAAUUUAAUGUAUCUACAAGGCACACAAACUACAAAUCAGCCUUUUCCCCCAGAAAUUUAGGUUUUUACGUCGCGCAAAUGAUUUGACAUUUUAACUUUUAUAUUUAACCCUACUCAGAACCACGUUUAGUGCUUGUUGCUAUAAAAUGACAAUAUUCGACCAACAAAAAAUAAAGAACGUAGUGGCGUGGCUCGACCAUCGCUCCCCCCGGGGGAGUACUCUACAAAGUUUUAUACGGAAGUACUCUACAAAGUUUUAACCCCUCCUUACCCUUUUGUAUACCAUUUUGACACAAAGCGACGCCUUUCGCAUAUCUUUUGUUGGAAAAAGGUACUCCUUUCAGAUACCUACUUAACCCUUUUAAACUUUUUCUCGCCUAUUUUCAUGUAGUGCUAAUAAAUCAAAUGAUACAGCCAUAAGGUGCUCUUCCUCAACUUGAGAAAUUCGUACUUUUUUUUUUGUACAGCUAAAGCCUGAAAAAGGCACCCCUUUCGGGGGUAGUCACCCAGUUAUAGAGUUUAGGCCUUUAAAAGGGAGGACCUCCAGUUCCCGAGCCAUGCGUGCUUUGUAUGCUGCGGUAGUUUUAAAUAGCAUGUAUUUCCUCUCUAGAGCCUUUAUUCUUUGUGAUAAGCGGCAAAGACAAGAUACGGAAAAUACACCUUGAUAAGAGCUAACUUGUAGCCCUCCUUAAAAACGGAAUGCUUUAUAAAAAAAAUCAUUACAAGUUGUAAAGAAGACAAAACAAGCUAAUUAGAGGGAUAUUACAGAAAUCCAGAUUAACUGAUGUGUGUUUAUUUAAAAUAAAUAAAGGAAUAAAUAAAGAUCACAAGGUCGCUCAUGCUCAAAGAAAGAAAGAAAGAAAGAAAGAAAGAAAGAAAGAAAGAAAGAAAGAAAGAAAGAAAGAAUG